UAUAAAGUAACCCUAUUUCAGAGUGUAUUUGUUUGAAUUGAUAAUAAGUUUUUUAAAUCAGGCGUUAUCCUUCUUGUGAUUGGCUGCCGAGAUCGGUGCUGACUCAUCGCUUGCUUCAGAGUACAUACGACUUGUCCUUGUGCGCACAAAGCGCUUCCUUUGUGUCCUGAGGCGAUCAGGGGUAUUUCUGAUCUUCAAUGACACGUGAUUACCAAUGCCAGAUAACAAAUGUGACGAACCAUUUGCUCAAAAUAACAGUGAUACUGUGAAGUCAACUCGUCCUUUGCAUGUGAUUACUCAAUAUGCGAGAGCGGAUGUUUCUGAAAUACAUUCACCUGGCAGACCAACCAGUUUAGGACUAUGUUUAACAAACGCUUCAAAUCUGACAGAUCUGAAGAGCUGUUCCUUGUCGCUUCGUAAUGUUGUAUCUCAAGAAGCUUGUUAUCAGCCGUGGACGGUUCGAGCUGUAGACACCUCGGAGUUUGAGAAGCUUCUAGGACAUCUUGGCAACAAUGGUUCUACACCAGUAACCCCAACUAGUUUCUUAAACCCAAACAAUAUAACAGAGGAUCAAGAGUUGUUUGCAGA
Schistosoma margrebowiei is the source of this 588-nucleotide messenger RNA. The record is from the annotation of a GenBank genome assembly. NCBI's taxonomy places the organism in Eukaryota, Metazoa, Platyhelminthes, Trematoda, Strigeidida, Schistosomatidae.